Messenger RNA from Misgurnus anguillicaudatus (oriental weatherfish), 8507 nucleotides. The record is from RefSeq and is a predicted model, not a curated record. NCBI's taxonomy places the organism in Eukaryota, Metazoa, Chordata, Actinopteri, Cypriniformes, Cobitidae.
GCCGCGAGCGCGCAGACAGGCCGAUGAUGGAGUGAUACAGUGGAAUGAUACAAUGUUGAUGGAGUGAUACAAUGUUGCACGAAUGGUGGGAGUUGACAUCGCGCACCGCUUCUGUCUAUAUCCGGGAAUGAAUCCGCGCGUCGCGUUGCACAGCUCGCACAUUGUACAGUGAAACAGCAGGACGCGUUUCUUCACGGAGACGCGCGGAAUGGCGCGUUUGUCUUCGUCUUGGUGAUAUUUGUGUCAGCACACAGCCUGAGGAUGAGCACUCCUGACAAAUACAUGGAUUGUCAUACAGUAUAUCUAAGAGCAUGACUCUCAAUCAGUCAGUAUAUUUAUAUGCAUAUGUUUGAUUUUUUUUAAACCUCUGCUAUUGAUAGGAAUUAAACUCUUUUUUUAAUGUAAAUUUUCUAUGAAAUGACAGCAGUAUCACAAUUAAAGUUAAAAACUACUAGUUGAGUGAACAUGAGGGAGGUGUGUCGCAUCUGUGCCCGCGAGCUGUGUGGUAACCAGAGGAGAUGGAUCUUUCAUCCAGCUGGCAAACUGAAGCUGCAGGUGCUCUUGUCCCAAGCUCUGGGCUGCGACUUGCAGAGAGAUGGCCGCUGCGAAUUCAUCUGCAGCAAGUGUGCUUUUAUGCUGGAGCGCAUGUACCGCUUUGACACAGUCAUCGCCCGUGUGGAAGCCCUGUCCAUCGAGCGCCUCCACAGACUCCUGCAGGAGAAAGAGCACCUGCGCCAGUGCAUUGGCCUGCUUUAUCGCAAAAACAAUAUACGUGGGACGUCCACGGCGGACACAUCUGACAUCCGUGAUGCAAAGUAUCUCACGCUUCUGCAGGAUGACAUGGUGUACUCCAUGUACGAGUCCUGGGCGGACGAUGAGAACCAGACGCUGGAGUGUAUCCACUAUACUCAGUCCUCAACUUGCCGCCGUUCACGAAGUUGCAGAGGUUGCAGAACGUUACGCGUUGCCGACUCGGACUACGAGGCCGUGUGUAAGGUGCCCAGGAAGGUGGCGAGGAGCAUGUCCUGUGGCCCAUCCACACGUUACUCUGCGAGCGACACGGGAAGUGCAUGCGGUGAGGAUCGGACUGUGACUUCGAGAUCUUCGGAUGGAGAUCAGACGCUCCGAGACUCGGUGGAAUCUCUGGAUAAGACCUUGGAUGCUUCACCCACCACCACACUUCCCCAGGAAUACGGAGAAAUGGACGGAAGGAGCAAAGACAACCAAAGCUCAAGCUUUGUUUCAGAGGAUCACAUUGGGGUUGUCGGACGUCCAUCAGAGCUCGAGCUGGUGUCACUACUUCAGAAAUGUGCGUACAGACCAAUUCAGAGCCCUCGUGGCAGUAAACUUCCUGUUUUGAUAAAGACUGGGUUUUUCAGUGGACGAAUUAAGCUGGACAGUACACAACUGUUUCAUGAUGGGACAGAAGAGACGGAUCUUCCACAUAUUCAGCUGGAUCCAGGGGUGAAUCUGACUCAGCUUGAGGAGCUGUGGGGAGAUUUACAAGAUGAGUACAUGCCCUUCUCCGUCCAGAAAGUUCCAAAGAGUCUGAUGGAGGAGCAGCAGUCGCAGCUGAAUCAGUACGAAUGCGCAGCUGGACAGUGUGUCAGUGAACUGCAGAAAGCGCAGCUCCAGGUUCAGUCGCUGCAGCAGAAGAUCCAUGAAAGCGAAGCCGGCAACAAGAAACUGCAAGAGAAACUGUGUGAGAUGGAAACAGAGCUUCAGUCCAUCAGGCAGGCGGCACAAGACCAAGAGAGAACCAUCCAGAACCUGACAGACAGUUUGAGCACUAAAGACUAUGAGACUCAGGAGUUGCAUCAUGUGAUUGAAGUUCAGAACCAAACAAUGCAGCACAUGCAGACUCCAGUGGACUCGGUGGACUCAGUUAUGGGGUUGCAGAGCUCUCUGUUCUUGUGUCAGCUGCAGUUAGAGGCGAGCCAGCGAGAUCACAGACUCGAUCAGAGACGCAUGGAGGAUCUGAUGCGCUCUCGAGACCGACUGCAGGCUGACCUGCGAGACGCUCUUCAGCACAGAGAAACCACUGAGCAACACAAUCAGGAUCUGCGUAAGACGCUCGCGUGGUUGCGGUCUGAGCUGGAGGAAAAAACAAGUGAGCUGAGAAAUCACGAGAUGAACACUCGAUCAGAGAUCACAAACAGAGACAAAGUCAUCUCAGGACUCCAGCAGCGCUUGCAUCACAAACAUGCGCUGCUGCAGGAGUAUUCAGAGCUGUUGGAUCGCUCACACGAAUCGACCGCAGCACCAAAGAGAGACGCAUUACUGGACGCGCUGAGGAGUCGCAUUAAAGACAGAGACAGCGCGCUAGAGAAUUCAAUCGAUGAGAAGUUUCGCUGUCUGGAAGAGAAAGACUGUGAGGUGCGUCGACUGCAACUGGCCCUCCGUGAAAAAGACCGAGAUCUGGAGAGACUGAACAACAUCCUGAACAAUAACAACGACACGAUCACGAGUUUGGACGGUCUGGUGCGCAGUAAAGAGCUGGAUCUGGAGAGAACGCAGGAAUCCUGCCAAAAACUCAAGAGUUUGAAACAACAGAGCGAUGAGAAACAUGCACACGCAAUACGAGAGCGAGACAGCAUCAUACAUCAGCUACAGACGGCUUUACACACACACAGCAAACAGACCGAGGAACUGAGGUCAGCGUUGUUAAAGAAGGCCUUGCCCGGCCCUGCUGACAUCCUACACGACCUGCAAUCUCAUCUGUCUGUGAAAGAGCGUCUGUUUCAGGAAGUGAUGUCAGAACGCAGCAGACAGGUACAGGAACACCACAGACAGAUCACAGAGCUGCUAGACAUCAUCAGCAGAAGAGAUCAAGACACGCAGGAUUAUGGGAUGCGGUUGGGACAGGUGAUAUCGGAGCGUUCGGAUCAGGUGCAGGAAUUGCGCCGGCAGCUUUUGUCACGUGAACAGGAGCUGAAUGAAGCGAACCGAGAGCGUGAAAGAGAUGCAGCUGUUCCUGCGACGAGAGAGAUACAGACCCUAAAGAGUCUUCUUAAAGAGAAAGAAAACUUCAUACAGGAGCUUUUGCAGGUUCAAAGUGAGGUGAUAAUAAGCUCAACACCAGCAGAUACAGCACAGGCAGUUUGUACGAGUGCCAGAGAUGAUCCUGAAAUACAAACCAUUAAAGAAGAAUUACAGCUGACUCUAAAGAAAUACAAACAGACUGAGGUGGAAGUGUUAGAGUUGCGCUCUGCGCUGGCGGCUGCACAUGAUGGCACCUUGACUUCAGAUUAUCAGUGUUUCCUACAGCAACUCAUGUCUGAACAGAAGAUCCUGAAUGAAUCUUUAAGGUCCGAGACGACUCUUUAUCAGAACCUCAGACGCAUUCAGUGUGAGGGAGACAGCGAUGAUCUGCAUGAGGAACUGAAGUCACUUCAGGCACUUCGAGGGCAACUGGAAGAAGUUCUGGCGAGGACCCGAGCGACGGCUCUGGCUAUAGACCGGGCCGCUAGUCUGACACAGACGGAUUAUGGAGAAUCCAGCAGUGAUGAAGAUGAAGAUGAGGAAGAGCAUGAGAGCAGCAGUGAGGCAUUCACAGACAGCAUCGAGGAUGAGGAUGAGGAUGAUGUCGGACUCACAGCUCAGAGUUUGAGCGAUCCAACGAAUGCCGGGAUGUUUAGUGGACCAAUGAAUGUAGGGUUGUUGUCCCAAAAUACAAAAGAAGGGGGACAAUGUGAAGAUGUAGAGGCGGCAGAUGUGAUGAAUCGGGCCGAAUGCUCUUCACACACUAACUGCAGAAACACUCAACCCAGUCUGCAUGAAAGAAGAGCUGCGCCAAAUCAAAGUGAAACUGGAUUACAACUGAGAUGUGAAUUAAAAUCUGGGUCAGAAUUAAGAGCAGUGGAUGAAGUAUCUGUCAAGUGUCACAAUGAAACAGAUCGGAUGAACUCCCAUGAGCUUCAGAGAGGCUACCAGGAGGAGGAGGAGGAAGAUGAGGAAGAUGAUGAUGAAGGCCAAGAUGAUCAGAUUCCUCUGGGCAAGCGCAGACCUCCGUGGAUAAAGCUGAAGGAGGGGAGGUGGAAGAGGAGGUGCACCAGACCACAUUCUCUGGACCUCGGAGCGCUGCUGUCACACAAACCUACAGAUCAUUGCAAAGCUCAGGAUGAGGUCGAGGGGGACUGCAAGGAUUCAGGUGCUGGAGGUGGAGCCAAUGGGUUCUGGCAGCACGUGGAGGCGGGGCUUCGGGAGCAGGCUGAACAUCUUCGUAGUGACCUCGCCGUGAGUCGUCAGGAGAGUCGUGAUCUACAGGAGAGACUGAUGGUGUCUGAGGCGACAGUUCAUGCGCUCAAUGAACAGCUGAAAGACUACAGGGAACUCCUGACGGAAAGUGCCGUUCAGAGGGACAGUAAACAGGUUCAGGUGGAUCUUCAAGAUUUGGGUUAUGAGACGAGUGGUCGAAGUGAGAAUGAAGCUGAGAGAGAAAACACCAGCAGCCCAGAACUGGACGAGUCUGAGAUGUGCAUCUCACUCUCGGGUGUGGGGAGCAGACGGCGUGGUUGGCAUGCUACUUCGAUGGAUGAUGACCCUGCUUUUCUGAAGUGUGUGGUGCAGGACCUGCGUGCACAGCUCUCUCGCUGCCACAAAGUCAUCCGCAGCCUUCAACUGCGCGUGCGCUCGCUCUCGUCGACCUCAGACUAUGCAUCAAGUCUGGAGCGCACGCCACGUAAGGUGAACUGGGAGUUUCAGGCCUCAACUGUUGUCAGUGCUGUAGAUGAAGAUGAAGGAUGGCAGUCUGACGGGCCGAUGAAGCCCAGUAAAGAGCUUCAGGAGCUGGUGAGUCGUGUGGCCCUGCUGGAGACCCAAAUGAAAAGCUCGAAACUGGACGGGGAGAGUCGAUCGGAAGAGGGCAAAUGUGCCACUUGGCCCGGGAAGUACAACACACUGAUCCAGGCUCAAGCGAGGGAACUGUCACAUCUGCGUCAGAGGAUGAGAGAGGGGCGGGGCAUCUGUCACAUCCUCACGCAACACCUGAGCGACACCACCAAAGGCUUUGAAGAGCUGCUGCGUGCCAAUGACAUCGAUUAUUACAUGGGUCAAAGCUUUAGAGAGCAGCUUUCACAGAGUUCCUCUCUCGCUCAGAGAGUCAGCAGCAAGAUCAGCGGACGUGAUCUUUCUGAGCAGCAAGAGGAGAAAGCACGUCGACAUGAGCUUCUAGCAUUGAGCAGGUUGAGUAAGGAGCUUCAACAGAAAGACCAAAUCAUCGAGUCUCUCCACACCAAGCUUCGACGACGACCUGACACACCCUGCAGCAGCCACGCCCCCUCUGAGACUACAGACCAAUCAGAUCACGCUUCGUAUGUGUCUGAUGAAAGAGUCUCCACCAAUGAGGAUCUGGAUCUGUGUUCAGACAUGGAUGUGACCAGUGAGUUUGUACAGGAAGAGGUGGAGCCAAGACAAAAAGAUACAGGUUUAUUUUUCGGACCCAUGUCCAGUUCCCAACCCCUGACCCCAAACCAGUACUGGUCUGCUAACCUGACCUCUGACCCCAUCUCCUGUCUUGCUCUAGGGGGCAGGACUCUGAAUGGUCACAGGCCACCAAUGAGAACUUUCAGCGCCCCUCAUUCACUCUACAGCUAUCAGCACCCAGCGCACAGCCCUCAUUCCUUCAGUUAUACACCACCAGUACCCCAUCAUGCACUGGGACAUAGUGGUGGCCCAUCUCUACAGACACACACAAACUUGAUGGACAGCAGUGCAUUGUGGGGCUUGGGAAAUAUACAAGGCUUUGAUGGAUCAUAUUAUUUACAGCCUGGGAACAGCCAAUCAGGUGUGGAUGUGAUUGAGGAACAUCUGCGAGAGAUUCGUUCUCUUCGUCAGCGUCUGGAAGACUCCAUCAGAACCAAUGAGAGACUGAGACAACAGUUAGAGGGACGUCUGUCCACUGUUGCACGAGAGACAGUGAGCAGUGAAGAGGUGGAGCAACUUCGUGAGACUGUGCUGUCUGGCCGUGCCCGUCUCAAGCAGGCGGAGUUAGAGGCGGAGCAAUGGAAGGAGGAGUUAAGGAGGCUGCAGACGCACAACUGUGAUCAAAGUCAGCAAAUACAACAGCUGCGACAGGAGCGACAAAACACUCAGGAGCAAAGCAAUAGGCUGCAGCAUGAGGUGAGUUUACUUCAACAGCAGCUCUCAGAGAGCAGACAGCUCUUACGAUCUCUACAAUGUGAACUCCAGCUGUAUGAACGCGUGUGUGGAGGAAGAAAGAGCGCCCCCGCAGGGUGCGUGUGUGAGGUGCAGUACCCAUCAGUGGAAUUGCGGGAGUUGUUAGUGGAGAUUCGGGCUCUAAGGGUCCAGCUGGAGCACAGCGUACAGGAGAACAGCGCUCUCCGCUCUCAGCUACAGAAACAGUUGGAUCAGUCCAUCGAACAGCGUCCGUCUCCCAUCAUUCCUGCCAGCCCGCUGAGAGAUGCACUUUACCGCAGACAGUUACUGCACGACCCGUCUCCUUCUCCUCCAGUCAGAGAUGUUGGUCCGUUUCCAGCUGGACCUCUGUAUUCACCAUACUCAGAGCUGGAGGAGAACACACUUAACACUAACGAUUCACUGGAACCUCACAGCGAUCUGGAAGGAGAAGCUCCGGACGGCUCGUUCGCAAACCGUAACGGGCGUCACGCGAUCGGGCACGUGGAUGAUUACAGCGCGCUGCGGCAGCAGGUGUUGGAGGGAAGCGGUCUGACACGGCGGAUGGAGGCAGCGCUACAGUCCUGUCUUAACAGUGCACUGCUGGAGAUCAACACUGGGAAGGCACUGGAAUACAACACAGUGAAGACGCUGCUCUCAGACACCAAGACUUUACGUCAGAUUCUGGACGAGGCCACAUCUUUACUCAAGAUGUUCUGGCGGGCGGCGCUACCAAGCGGUGACGGCCCCGCCCAUCUCAUCCAGAAGGAACAGACCAUGCGCAGCGAGAUCCAGUCAUUACAUCUGAGGAUCGCUGAACAGGAGGAAGUUCUGCAGGGAACCGUCCAGCGUUUGCGGAGUACCAAUCGCACUAAAGAAAGCAUGGAGACAUUUAUUGUUAACCAGUUGUCCAGGACUCGAGAUGUGUUGAAAAAAGCCAGAGCCAACCUUGAGAAGAAUGAGCUCAGGAUCUCCUCUCUAAGCUCCUCCUCUUCCUCUCAUUGCCAUGGAAAAAUCCUCACAGGACCUUCUGAUCGGGGUCAUGUGACCCACUCUCGUUCUGCGAUCACCAUGACAACAGCCAAUCACCGCCGCCUGUGAGAAGUGCAGCAAGGAUGCUGUUUCACGGUAAACCAGCAGCCUCACCUCCUUCAUCGUGACUUCUCUGUCCCUGAUCUCACAGACUGCCGCUAAAUUCCCUCCAGUAUCUGAGGGGAUUCAUGCAAAAACAAAAGGACAGGCACAGUUAAAGCAAAAGCUUUCGAGUUCUGUCUCUGAUAAAUGACGUUCUGCUUUCGCACGCUUGUUAUAAGGAUUAGUGUAGUUGGCAUCAUUCAAUGCUAUUGACUGAAAUGGUAUGUGUAGUAUUUGCAUGUCAUCAUAAAAGUUAUAAAACUAAACUAGCGCCAAAUUUCGUGAGGUGAGCUUCACCGGAACGUGCCAAGUUUUGGGAUUUAGUUUUUUUACAUUUUGCCUUAACAGUGACAAUGCUCAAGGUGUCAAUGUAAUGAUAAACACUAACAUCAUAUUAACAACUUUGUUAGAUUGCUGAAAAUAACCUUCAGGUGUAUUGGCCAUUGUAUAUGCAUGCCGCCUUAAGUGAAUAACUGGAUUGAAAUCAUUAGAAAUGUAAGUGGCCAUUAAUGAAUGUAAAUGGCAACCCUUAUUCAAAUCUCUGCAUUUCUUAUUAAGAUGACAAACUUUGGCAAGAUGUUGGUCAAACAAAACAGUCUAGCCAAUCAUAGCCAAGAUGUGUUCGAUUCAUGCUGUGUAACGUUACUGCUUACACAGAUAAUGUACAUACGUUAUGCGAUUGUUGUAUUAGUUUCGUGGUUCACAUAUUCAUGCGAUAUAGCAGGUUUUUAAAACAUGGGAAACUGUGCAAUAGCCAUUUGAAACAUUGACUGCUGAUUGUACUGAAUGCAUCAAUCCAAGUAUUAAUUGUAGUAUUUGCCUGAAACAUUAUGGAGUUGCCUUGAAAACCUAAAGCUUGCAAGUGUCAUUCCUAGUGAUUCUGUUUUGCCUUUCACCAGCCAUCUACGCAAGCAAAAACUCUUCAGUGAGAAAUGCAAUAACAAACUUAGGCCUUGUGUCUGUGCCAUAGCAUUCGUAAUUUGCCAAAUGGUUUUAAAAGUAUUAUCUUACUGAAUGGAGAAAGGCCAAAGCUAAAACAGGGGAAAAUACUAUAAAGGUCAUGUCGGUUCUGAAACUAGAAUGUAUAGUAUGUAUAUAAUGCUUAAAUGCUCCGUUGUUGGUAUAGUUAUAUAUGACUGUGUAAUGUAAUAAAAUGUGCCGACACAUGAGACAAAAAAACUCUGUGUCUGAAGCUGAAAUCUGCCUUUUGAAAUUAAAACAUGAAUAAACAACUGAAA